UAGGAACUGUCUGUGAGCAGCAAAGUUUCCACUCGAGCAGUAUAAGAGUGGAAAUACCUCGGUCACAUUGAGACAAUUGAAAUGUAGGAAAUGAACAUUUGUCGUAGAAACAUGUAUUCGAAGAAGUUUGGCCGGCUUAUGUUUGGCCUUUGUACCCGCUGCUCUACAAGUGUGGUGACAGCUGCGACUAUAUCAACGUCACAUAGGACUGCGGUUCGAUUGACUUCAGUAUGUAAACAUCGCAUGCAUUUUCUGGAGCGUCGCUCCCAGAUUGGUCUGGAACAUGCAAGGGUUCGAUGUUCCUCCCAGACCACUGUGGACCCAAAUGAGGUGAAGAGGUUCCAGCUUCUGGCCAGUAAGUGGUGGAACGAGCAGGGAGAGUUUGCAGCCCUUCACUCCCUGAACGACCUCCGGGUGCCAUUCAUACGGGAUAAUUUGUUGAACGCCCAUGGCAGGGGCCAGCCAGGGAAACCCCUCGCAGAACUCAGAAUACUGGAUGUGGGCUGUGGAGGAGGGUUGCUCACUGAGCCCUUGGGUAGAUUAGGUGCGUGUGUGCUAGGCAUCGACCCGGUAGCAGACAGUAUUGGGAUAGCAGAGGUUCAUGCGUGGCACGACCCAGACGUGCGCGAUAACGUGCGCUACCGCUCCAUCACCCUGGAGGAGCUCUCUGAGAAGGGGGGACAGGGAGCGGGGCAGUUUGACGCAGUGGUAGCUUCGGAGGUGGUGGAACACCUGGCCCAGCUGGAAACCUUUGCGCUCUGCUGCAACCAAGUGCUCAAGCCAGGAGGUUCCCUUUUCAUCACCACUAUCAACAAGACCCGGCUUUCGUACGCCCUUGCCAUCGUGGCGGCCGAGGAGGUACUGCAUAUCGUGCCCAGAGGGACCCACGACUGGGACAAGUUUGUCUGCCCGGUGGAGCUGGAGCGCCUGCUAGAGUCUCAUGGUUUCCACGUGGACUCAGUCAGGGGUAUGCUGUACAACCCUCUGUCAGGGGCCUGGAAGUGGACGGAAAACACCAGCGUCAACUACGCGCUGCAUGCUGUAAAGCUCAAGGAAGAUACGAGCCCAGAUGAUGAUGAUGACCCCAUCGUGGUGGUGGCGCAAGAAAAGGCCAGACGCUGGUACAAUUAACUUUGACCAUGGGAAAUGGAGAGGGGGAGAGAGCGAGAGAGAGAGGUCCACUGCAUCUCCGAUCUCCCUGAAGUGACUGAAAGGACGAUAGACCUUAAUAACACACAGCCUAUGAGAAAGUGACAGGGAUGUGUUAGAACUGAGUACAUGACUGUACAUCCUUUCAUUAAAUCCCUGAUUACUCUGAGUUCCUUCAUGAAGAGUGCCCCUGAGUUAGACUUUUAAGGCUUGUCAUUACAGUAUUGUAUUAGUGUUUAUCACCAUGAUUUACUGAUUUAGGCAAUUUGAGUAACACUAUUAACAAGUAAUUCUGAUUAUCAAAUGAUGCCUGUUCAUCAUUUUGUACGUAUAGUUUGCUUUUUAUAUAAUAUUUUCUUGUCUGAUGAAUAAGUCUCUUAUUUCAGCAGUGUCCAAUUCAAUUUCAGUUGAAAAUAAACUGUUUGGAAAUCCAG
Messenger RNA from Esox lucius (northern pike), 1583 nucleotides. RefSeq names its product coenzyme Q3 methyltransferase (gene coq3). Gene Ontology annotation, biological process: ubiquinone biosynthetic process. NCBI's taxonomy places the organism in Eukaryota, Metazoa, Chordata, Actinopteri, Esociformes, Esocidae. The record is from RefSeq and is a predicted model, not a curated record. Gene Ontology annotation, molecular function: 2-methoxy-6-polyprenyl-1,4-benzoquinol methyltransferase activity. The transcript is spliced from 6 exons. Bases 91 to 1131 code for a protein of 346 amino acids.